CUCUAUAGUAUUACCAUUCGAUAAACUACAACUCUUAUAGCCAUGUCUGGAAGAGGCAAGGGAGGCAAGGGACUCGGAAAAGGAGGCGCCAAGCGUCAUCGUAAGGUUCUCCGUGAUAACAUCCAGGGUAUCACCAAGCCUGCCAUCCGCCGUCUGGCUCGCCGUGGUGGAGUCAAACGUAUCUCUGGUCUCAUCUAUGAGGAGACCCGCGGGGUUCUCAAGGUAUUUCUGGAGAACGUCAUCCGUGAUGCAGUCACCUACACCGAGCAUGCCAAGAGGAAGACUGUAACUGCCAUGGAUGUAGUGUACGCUCUGAAGAGGCAGGGACGCACUCUGUACGGCUUCGGAGGUUAAACUGUAAUUCUGAGUCAUACUAAAAAGGCCCUUUUCAGGGCCACUAACUUUUCAAUAAUGAGAAAUUUUCCAUUUGCUCAACGAAAAUGCUUCUGGGGUAAACACUGUAUUAUAAAGAUCUACACGUGAAUAUUGACUUAAGUAUUAAUUAACGUUGUCAAAGUGGAAAUUUCAAUUGUAGCUCCAAUAAAAAAUCCAUCUGUGGUCCUCAAGUUUCUGCUCUUAAAAAGGAACAUAAACUUUGGAUGUUAAUAUCCAGUAACUGAUACAUUUUGACACAUUAAAGAUUUACAAAUAAAAAAUGAAUAAAACAAACUUCAA
Messenger RNA from Nothobranchius furzeri (turquoise killifish), 675 nucleotides. Its product is annotated as histone H4. Gene Ontology annotation, molecular function: structural constituent of chromatin; DNA binding; protein heterodimerization activity. Gene Ontology annotation, cellular component: nucleosome. The record is from RefSeq and is a predicted model, not a curated record. Lineage: Eukaryota; Metazoa; Chordata; Actinopteri; Cyprinodontiformes; Nothobranchiidae. Gene Ontology annotation, biological process: nucleosome assembly.